This is a messenger RNA of Chanos chanos (milkfish), 3459 nucleotides long. It is a transcript of the gene col28a1b, whose product is annotated as collagen, type XXVIII, alpha 1b. Bases 1 to 3459 code for a protein of 1152 amino acids. Lineage: Eukaryota; Metazoa; Chordata; Actinopteri; Gonorynchiformes; Chanidae. The record is from RefSeq and is a predicted model, not a curated record. Gene Ontology annotation, molecular function: serine-type endopeptidase inhibitor activity; extracellular matrix structural constituent conferring tensile strength. Gene Ontology annotation, biological process: extracellular matrix organization. The transcript is spliced from 34 exons.
AUGACACAGGGCAUUCUGCCCUGUCUUCUACUGUUGCUGCUUUUACCUGAGGUCAGAGGUCAAAGAAGAAGAAAGCCUGGAUACCGGCCAAGCUAUCUUCAAGACGGAGACAAUGGCCUGAGUUGCCCAUUGGAUAUCGCGUUCAUUUUAGACAGUUCUGAGAGUGCUAAGACGCCCCUGUUUGAAAAGCAGAAGGCUUUCGUGCGUUCCUUCAGCACCCGGCUCCUGAAGAUGCAGGUGACCGGCUGGCAGCUGAAGAUCCGCUUAGCUGCCAUACAGUACAGCAGCACCGUGUCCAUUGACCACAAUUUCAUGGACUGGCAGGACCUGGACGUGUUCCUGAGCCGCAUAGAUGCCAUGGCUUACAUCGGCCAGGGCACAUACUCAUCCUACGCCAUCUCAAACGCCACUCAGAUCUUCACCCGUGAAACCAAAGACGAGAACGUGAGGGUCGCGUUGUUGAUGACCGACGGAGUGGAUCAUCCCCGGAGCCCAGAUAUCAUCAGCACGGCCGCGGAGGCGAAGGGCCGCAACAUCAAGCUUUUCACAAUAGGAUUAUCGGACUUGGCACGGGGCAGCCAGAACAGUGCCAAGCUCCGUGCCGUGGCAAGCAGCCCACAAUACGUGCACAGCCUCACUGACCCCCAUCUAGAGGAGAGGUUGCUUCAGCAACUUACUACAGUUGCAAAUGAAGGAUGUCCUCAACCCAAACCAUGUUUGUGUGAAAAAGGAGAGAGAGGCCCUCCUGGAAGUCCAGGUAAAAAGGGGGAUCCUGGGUAUGAAGGAUCCCCAGGUCCAAAAGGUUCAAGGGGAGAACCUGGACCAAUGGGCCCUCCUGGGAUUGAAGGAGUUGAAGGAAGAACUGGAUUUAAAGGGGAUAAGGGAGAGAGGGGUGACUGUGGUGCUGCUGGAGAAAAAGGGGAUGAAGGCCCACAGGGACCUCCAGGACCACGUGGACCCAAAGGAGAACAGGGUCCAACUGGGCCACCAGGGGACCAAGGACCAGAGGGGCCAAUAGGACCCAAAGGAGACCGUGGACCAAUCGGUCCCGGUGGACCUCCAGGGGAUGUUGGCAUUGGAUUUCCUGGUCCUAAGGGUGACAAAGGCAACCAGGGGAGGCCAGGACCUCUUGGCCCAGCUGGAAUAGGGGAGCCUGGCAAGCCUGGAGCUCCAGGGCCUCCAGGAGCCCAGGGGAAUCCAGGUCUUCCGGGUGAGGGUUUACCAGGACCUAAGGGCGAUCGAGGAUAUGAUGGUCCAAAGGGUGGGCGUGGACCUCCAGGUGUAGGGAUAAAGGGUGACAAGGGCGAUGUUGGCCUCCCAGGACAACCUGGACCUGUGGGUUUUCCUGGGAAAGGAAUUCAAGGAGAGAAGGGGAGCCAAGGGCCAAUAGGCCCUCCUGGUCCCAGAGGGGUACCAGGGAUAGGACUGAUGGGUCCAAAGGGAGAUCAGGGGUUCUCCGGUGAGCCUGGACCCCCUGGUGAGAGGGGUGUUGGAGAGCAAGGCCCAAAAGGUGAUCCUGGAGCUCCAGGGGCAACAGGUGCUCCAGGUGUUCUAGGAGAAGAUGGAGCAGUGGGACCAAAGGGUGAGAGGGGCCCACCUGGACCUAAAGGCCAAGAUGGGGUACCAGGGACUGGCACUCCGGGAGAAAAGGGGGAUCCAGGGGUGAGGGGUCUCAGAGGUCAAUCAGGGCCACCAGGGGCUCCAGGCCCAACAGGAGCCAAGGGGAGACCAGGGAGUCCAGGACCAGCUGGUAUACCUGGACCACCAGGAAGAGGUAUACCUGGCGCUAAGGGUGACCCUGGUCCAGCAGGAACAACAGGACCAGUUGGGGAGCCAGGUAUAGGGAUUCCAGGGCCAAAGGGUGACAGAGGAUUACCAGGACCAGUUGGACCACCUGGACUGAAAGGGGAUGGCUACCCUGGACCACCAGGACCUCCAGGGUUACCAGGACUUAUAGGAGAAAUGGGACCAGAAGGAAAAGGUUUACCUGGACCAAAGGGAGAUCGAGGAAUCCCAGGCCCUCCAGGACCUAUUGGACCACCAGGGACUGGACUGACUGGUCCAAAGGGUGCCACUGGUCAAACCGGUCUACCUGGUCCACCAGGAUUACCAGGGGAAGGUAUCCAAGGGGCAAAGGGUGAUACUGGUUUCCAAGGUUUACCAGGACCUAGGGGCCCCCCAGGAGAGGGUCUGCCAGGACAAAAGGGUGAUCGUGGGUUCACUGGUGAACGUGGGAGGAAAGGGGACAAGGGAGGACAAGGAGAACCAGGGGCACCUGGAUCAACGGGCCAAUUAGGGCAAAAGGGAGAGCCUGGUCUCACAAGAGACGAAGUUAUCAAAAUAGUCAAGUCAAUUUGUGGCUGUGGGAUAAAAUGUAGGGAGAGUCCUCUAGAACUUGUCUUUGUUAUCGACAGCUCAGAGAGCGUGGGCCCAGAGAACUUUGAUAUCGUGAAAGACUUUGUGAACGCACUUAUCGACCGCGUCUCAGUCAGUCCCGAGGUGACACACGUGGGCGUGGUCCUCUAUAGCCACAUCAACUUUGUGGUGACCACUCUGGUCCAGCAGAUGGGUCGGGAUGAGGUCAAGGCAGCCGUGCGUAGAAUGCCCUACUUAGGGGAGGGGACUUACACAGGAAGUGCCAUCAAUCAGGCCAAUCAGAUCUUCCGGGAAGCUCGCUCAGGGGUGCGAAAAGUCGGCGUGGUCAUAACAGACGGACAGGCAGAUGAACGGGAUGUCAUUAGACUGGAAGACGCUGUUCGAGAGGCUCAUUCGGCAAGCACUGAGAUGUUUGUCAUUGGCGUGGUGAACCAGAGCGACCCAUUCUUCCCAGAUUUUAAAAAAGAACUGGACAUGAUAGCCUCUCGACCUGCCAGGGAACACGUUUACCUGAUAAAUGACUUCAGAAAUCUACCCAUUUUAGAGAGUAAGCUGCUGAGCAGGAUUUGCGAGAGUGAAGAUGACAAUACCCUCUUCAGUGCCAUUCCUGGUGGUCAUCUGCCUCCUGGCACCGCUGGGAAACCCACCCGUGUUGGGAAACCACCUCCAGGCCCACCUGGAGAGAGAGACAUGUUCCCUUUCUUUGAACCUGAACCGGAAGAAAUUGAGGAAGGAGAGAUCACCAGGGCACCAUAUUUUAAUGGCGACAUAAUGAAACUCUUGACAGAUCUCCCCCUCCCUUCCUUGGACAGACAGAACAGAACAGACCUUCGUAGUCCCACCCUAAGGCCGUUUCCCAUGACAACAACCCAGGGACCCGUACCUCCAAUGCAAGAUGAUGUCAUUUUAGAAAAGGGAUGUCAGCAACCCCUGGAUCCGGGUCCUUGUCGGGCAUAUGUGGUGAAGUGGUACUAUGAUUUCAAAGCUAACGCAUGUGCCCAGUUCUGGUACGGAGGCUGCCAAGGAAACCGGAAUCGUUUUGACACUGAAAAAAUCUGCCAAAAAACUUGUGUGAAACUGUAA